Loxodonta africana (African savanna elephant) is the source of this 4414-nucleotide messenger RNA. RefSeq names its product ankyrin repeat and SOCS box containing 6 (gene ASB6). Lineage: Eukaryota; Metazoa; Chordata; Mammalia; Proboscidea; Elephantidae. Gene Ontology annotation, molecular function: protein binding. The transcript has 6 exons. The coding region runs from base 2023 to 3063 and encodes 346 amino acids. The record is from RefSeq and is a predicted model, not a curated record. Gene Ontology annotation, biological process: intracellular signal transduction.
AUGCCAUUCCUGCAUGGCUUCCGAAGGAUCAUCUUCGAGUACCAGCCGCUGGUGGACGCGAUUCUGGGCUCCCUGGGGAUCCAGGACCCCGAGCCGCAGGAACCCCUGGACGGGCCCUUUGCCAUCGAGUCGAUUCCGACUCCUGGCGACUCUACAGGACGGAGAAGAACUGCCCCACGGGGUUUCCAAGGAGCACCUGGUGGAUUCGAACUGCAGACUUUUUAGUUAGCAGCCUGAGCUCUUAAUCACUGUGCCACCAGAGUCCCUUAUGUACACAAGAGCAAGUCUAUCCAUGAACUUAUGGGAAAGACAUUAAAAAGUGAAUCUUUUCGUCAGUCAGUAUUCACUGCCCACUGUACUAUGUGCUUGGAGUACAUCAGUGAACUAAAAAACCACAGCCUUUCUGGUCCUUAUGUUCCAGAGGAGAAAGACUGACAACAACCCUGCAUAAAUUGUAUAGUGUAUUAGGUGUAGUGAAGUCAAGAGAGCAGAGGGAAGGGGGAUCAGUUGGCAUUUCAACCACCAUGGUUAUGAUGAGUCUCAAGGGGCUUUGGUGGAAAUGUAGGCUUUCUUCAUCACUGCAUCAGCUCUGCCAAUGUUGAGGCUUUGCUGUGAAAAUGCAGCACAAGGUUCUUCCUUGACUCUGCGGUCCUUUUGGGUGGAGUAGGGCAGCUAAAGGGGCUGCAUGGGCUUUUCGGUAGCCCCAGAGAUCAUGCAGGAACUCUGUUCCAGAAUGUUUGCUUUGCAUCCCUGGUGGUCUGGGCCUCUCCAGGGUUGGGGUGGGUGCAGGGAGAUGAGAGGUAAUCCUGUCCAGGUAGUAAGGAUCAAACCUUGAACCAGCCAAUUGAAGGGAUGCAGAUGGGUGAGGCUGAGAGGGGGCAAAAGGAGCACUGGUGGCGAAGGAAAGCCUCACCAAGAGGAGGCCCCAGUCUGUGAAGGAGCCUGGGAUGUUGUCAGAGCUUAGUGCAAAGCAGGGCUUCCAACCAGUUUGUUCUGGUUUGAACCGCUGCUAAGAAUUUGCAUUUCCACCCCCAGAUAUACUGAAUCAGAAUCUACACUUUAACAAGAUCCCCAGGUGAUUCUUACCCGUAUCAAAUUUUAAGAACCACUGCUCUACUAAUGGUCUUCAGAAUUAGUCCCUAACCAGCAGUAUUAGCAUUGUCUGGGAACUUGUUAAAAUGGCAACCGUUUGGAAGCCCUGGUGCAAAGGCAUGGAGCUGUCCACGGGCCUGAGCUUUUGGGGAAAGCCCAGGCAGGUCUUGGUAAUGCUGGCCAGGGAGGGGAGAAGAGGGCUUAGGCAAGGCGAGACUGGGGAAGUAGGCGAGUAGUGGCUGGGGUGUGGAGGUCCUUGUGUACACACAACCUUCGGAAGACUGGGAGGCUAAGUGUCUACGUGCGAGAGGGAAAGGCAGGAAGGCUGCUGCUGUCUUGGUCGCAAGAGCUGCCCUGGCUGGUCUGACAUCCUCUGCAGCUCAGGGACAGUCUGUGUUUGAGUGAGAAGGGCUUUCUGAGGAAGGAACUUCAGGGUCUGGUUCUGGCUUCUGGCCUCGAGGAUUCCCUUCAGUCCUAACAGCUCAAGUAUGUGAGCAUUUGUACCCAAGCCAGGGACCAGAUUCUCUGGGCAAGCUGGGGACCAGGUUGAGAGGAGACUGGAGACAGACCCAGUCCUUUGUCAACAAACCCGAGGACUUGGCUCCAAUUUAAAGAUCUAGCUUGGCGCUCUCUUGACCAUCAACUUCCAGAGAGAGGCUUUCUGCUUCACAGAGCCUGGGCCUCCACCCUCUGUGAGUGAUGACAGCAUGAGGGUAAUGGCCACCAGCUGGGUGGUGGGGCUCUUUGCCACAGGGAGCCUAUGCCAGCUGGUCCCACAGCUGUUCCCACCCUCAACUUGUCUGCCUCUCCUGCCCCAGGCCUAGUUAUGUCGCCAGUGAAGAGAGCCGAAUCCUUGUUCUCACUGAGCUGCUGGAGAGGAAGGCCCACUCCCCUUUUUAUCAGGAAGGCGUGAGCAACGCCCUGCUGAAGAUGGCUGAGCUGGGGCUGACACGGGCCGCGGAUGUUCUCCUACGGAACGGGGCCAACCUCAACUUUGAAGACCCCGUCACCUACUACACUGCCCUGCACAUCGCUGUCCUGCGAAACCAGCCCAACAUGGUGGAGCUACUGGUACGCCACGGGGCCGACAUUAAUCGGAGGGACCGGAUUCACGAGAGCAGCCCCUUGGACCUGGCCAGCGAGGAGCCAGAGCGCCUGCCCUGCCUGCAGCGCCUCUUGGACCUUGGAGCAGAUGUCAACGCGGCUGACAAGCAUGGGAAGACUGCUCUGCUACACGCUUUGGCCAGCAGUGACGGGGUGCAGAUCCACAAUACUGAGAACAUCCGGCUUUUGCUGGAAGGAGGGGCAGACGUCAAGGCUACCACCAAAGACGGGGACACCGUGUUCACCUGCAUCAUCUUUCUUCUCGGUGAAACAGUGGGAGGGGACAAAGAGGAGGCCCAGCUCAUCAACCGCUUCUGUUUCCAAGUGACGCAGCUGCUGCUGGCUCACGGGGCAGACCCCAGUGAGUGCCCAGCCCAUGAGUCCCUCACCCAUAUCUGCCUCAAGAGCUUUAAACUGCAUUUUCCUCUUCUGCGCUUCCUGCUGGAGUCUGGAGCUGCCUACAACUGUUCCCUUCAUGGGGCGUCCUGCUGGUCUGGCUUUCACAUCAUCUUUGAGAGGCUCUGUUCCCACCCAGGCUGCGCUGAAGAUGAGAGCCACGUGGACCUUCUGCGCAAAGCUGAGACCGUCCUGGAUCUCAUGGUGACUAACUCCCAGAAACUCCAACUGCCUGAAAACUUUGACAUCCACCCUGUGGGGAGCCUGGCAGGAAAGAUCCAGGCCCUGCACUUCUCCUUGAGGCAGCUGGAGAACUACCCCCCACCCCUUAAGCACCUGUGUCGCGUUUACAUCCGGCUCUACCUUCAGCCAUGGCCCGUGGAUGUCAAGGUCAAGGCCCUACCUCUGCCUGACAGGCUCAAGUGGUACCUCCUCAGCGAGCACAGUGGCACCCUUCAGGAUGACAUCUGACAGGUCCCAGACAGCCCUCUAGCUUUCAAGUCCCCAGACUAAAGGAAACAGUGGUCUAGGCAGCUAAAUUCAGCUUGUUGAUGGAUUUAAGUACCUAUGACAACCUUAAAGAGCCCUGGUGGUAUGGUGGUUAAAUUGCUCAGCUGCUAACUGAAGGGUCUGUGGUUUGAACCCACCAGCCACACCACGGGAGAGAGAUGUGGCAGUCUGCUCCCAUAAAGAUCCCGCCUUGGAAACCCUAUGGAGCAGCUCUGCUCUGUCCUAUAGGGUCACUAAGUCAGAAUCAACUCAACGGCAGUGGGUCCACGACAACCUUAGUGGUCUUUGAUCCUGGGAAUCUCUGGUCCCAUCUAUCAAGAGACCCUGGUGGCAUAGCGGGUAAGUGCUACGGCUGCUAACCAAAAGGUCAGCAGUCCAAAUCCACCAGGCACUCCUUGGAAACUCUAUGGGGGACAGUUCUACUCUGUCCUAUAGGGUCGCUAUGAGUCAGAAUCAACUUGACGGCAAUGGUUUUUUUGUUUUUUUAGGUUUAUCAAGUGGUACAAGUUGGAAAUGAGAUCUGGUCUUUAAUGAGUACAAAGCAAGCCAGGUAGAGCCCAGUAUCUGUGGUCAUUCCAGGGGUAAAAGGUGUGGUUGUCUUCCAGGGAGACUGCCUCCCUUCCAGCAGCACCCCCAAGUCUCAACCCACAUUGGAAAAAGGGAACAGGGUUUAGGUUUGGGAAAACCUUAUUCCCUCUUAAUUGGAGGGGAAACCAGGGCAUUUAGAGAAGUAGGGAAGCACUAAGUCUAGGCACUCCUAGAGCUGCAGGAAAUGGCUCCUUCCUGCACAGCCAUAGCUGAAGCUAGAAAGAAGCUGGGGAAGGCCCUACGGGGUGAAGCCAAGCCAAGGCCCUUGCCCCCUGCCUCUUCACUUCAGAUUCUGCCACUCAUACAAGUGCUCUUGGUGAGCUGGGGAAGAAGACACAAAGAGACCACGAGAGGUUCUUCUUCCAGGUGGUGUAAGCUGAGCUGACCCCUGCCAGCUUCUGCAGGGCUGGGGCCAGAUCACCUGCAGCCUCGUCCACCAAAGCACCAAGGGUGUGCUCUGGUGGCAGCUCUGCUUACGCCAAACCCAGGGUUGGGGGCCGUGCCUUCUGCUAAAAAGUAAUUGUGUGCAUGACCAGGGACAGCCCUUCCCCAAGCAUCUCGUAUUGUGAAGGGCUCACCUGAUGGAGAAAGCUACCAGACUGAAAGCUGAACCCUCCACAAAAUCAUUCCAAAGUCACACUGGUCAUUAUGAAUUGUGCAGAACUACAUGCCUUUGGGUAUAAGUUAAGGCAACUAUGUAUUUAUAAACUGAUUUAGAAACUGA